CUGAGACAGUUAUGACUGAGAGUUGAUAUCAAGCAAUAUAUCUGCACAAGCUCUGUUCCAGAAACUAUCCACUUUACAUUUCCAACGCCUUCUCUCUCUUUCCUGAUAUCUCUUCCAUUUUCAAACUUUGCAAAUCGAUGGCUUCUCUGAUAUCUCUUCAGGGCUCUGGAAACUCCAUUAUCGCUUCCCACUUGAGACCUCGAAUAGCACCACAACCAUUGGCUCAGCUCUCUCUCAACCCCACACCAUCCAAACCUCUCUGCACCUACGCACUACCCAAUGCCAACAACUCAAAGGCCUAUCGCCGCAACAGUGGUGGCGUCUCUCACCGCCAAAGCACCAACACUCAGUACAAAUCCCCCCCUGAACCUUCUUUACAGUCACAGAGUAACAGGAAGAAGAGCCACUCGAAUGAGCAAAAAAUGAACGGUGAUAAGCUUAACGAUGAAAAUGAGAGUGACCCAUUGCGCGGUGACCCACCAAAUGUUGAUUUGAUGGGUUUGUGCGAGGAGGGAAAGGUUGAACGAGUUGUGGAGUAUAUGGGUCAAGGUGUUUGUGCUGAUUAUGGUGUUUUCUGUGCGUUGUUGGAUUCAUGUGGGGAUUCGAAGUCGCUUCAAGUUGGGAAGAGGGUGAAUGAGUUCUUGAAAAGGUCUCCGUUUCGUGGUGAUGUCGAAUUGAAUAACAAAUUGAUUGGGAUGUACGGGAGAUGUGGGAGUAUGAGAGAUGCACGCCGAGUGUUUGAUAGAAUGUGCGAGCGGAAUAUGUGUUCAUGGCAUUUGAUGAUUAAUGGAUAUGCAGUGAAUGGGCGGGGUAAUUAUGGAUUGUUGUUGUUCGAGGAGAUGAGAAAGGCGGGGUUGCAGCCCAAUGGCAAGACCUUUGUGUUCUUAUUGGCGGCUUGUGCUAGUGUAGAAGUUGUGGAAGAAGGGUUGAUGUACUUUAAUUUGAUGAAGAAUGAGUAUGGAAUUGUUCCAGGGAUUGAACAUUAUUUAGGGGUUAUUGAUGUUUUUGGGACUUCUGGUCAUUUGAAUGAAGCAGAAGAGUUCAUUGGGAAGAUGCCAUUUGAACCUACAGCUGAAGUUUGGGAGGCUCUUAGGAAUUAUGCAAGAAUUCAUGGAGAUAUAGAACUUGAAGACCACGUGGAUGAGUUGUUGGUUAGUCUUGAUCCUUCUAAGGCCAUUGCUGAUAAGAUCCGAAUCCCCCCUAGGAAGAAGCAUUCUGCAACUAAUAUGCUUGAGGAGAAGAAUAGGGUGAGUGAGCAUCGGAGUACUGGCUCUUACAAAGGAGAGGGAUAUGAGAAAUUGAAAGGUCUGAAUGGGCAGAUGAGGGAAGCAGGUUAUGUGCCAGAUACAAGAUAUGUACUUCAUGACAUUGAUGAGGAGGCAAAAGAGCAGGCCUUGCAAUAUCAUAGUGAGCGUUUGGCAAUUGCUUAUGGUCUGAUUAGUACACCGCCACGGACAACUCUUAGGAUCAUUAAGAACCUAAGGAUCUGUGGUGACUGCCACAAUGCAAUAAAAAUUAUGUCAAGAAUUGUUGGGAGGGAGUUGAUUGUUAGGGAUAACAAGCGGUUCCAUCAUUUCAAGGAUGGCAAGUGCUCUUGUGGGGAUUACUGGUAAAGUUAUUAACACCUUGAUGUCAGCGCUCAUCUCAUGGGUUGGCUACCAGGUUUUCCUUCAACACACAAUUGAAGUUCCUUGUAAAGCUCAUUGCUGCAGCGAGAAAAUUGGAGAAAAUUUUGAUAGGAGACUUGCUUGUAAAUGUAAUGCAUUUUUUUUCAUUGUACAUUAUGUUUGUAUUGAGAUUCAAUUGCCUUGUAACUAGAACCAAGUUCGAAUUGACCAAUCUGUCACAUGUUAACUUUGCAGUAGCAUGUCUUUGCAUGCCAUAUAUUAACGUUUAUGAAUCCUGUUUUCCUUUGUUCU
Molecule: messenger RNA, 1919 nt
Organism: Quercus robur (English oak)
Lineage: Eukaryota; Viridiplantae; Streptophyta; Magnoliopsida; Fagales; Fagaceae
Product: pentatricopeptide repeat-containing protein At2g15690, mitochondrial-like
Exons: 1
Coding region: 138-1613 (491 amino acids)
Biological process (GO): RNA modification
Molecular function (GO): zinc ion binding; RNA binding; protein binding
Source: RefSeq, a predicted model, not a curated record